AUGGUAGACGAAAGUACUAGGAAAACUUUAAGUAAUAUCCCUUUAUUAAAAACUAAAGCUGGUCCUAGAGAGAAAGAACUAUGGGUGCAGAGGCUAAAAGAAGAAUAUCAAUCAUUAAUUAAGUAUGUCCAAAAUAAUAAAGACGCUGAUAAUGACUGGUUUAGACUCGAAUCUAAUAAAGAAGGGACCAAGUGGUUUGGAAAGUGUUGGUUUAUUCAUGAGUUAUUAAAAUAUGAGUUUGAUGUAGAAUUUGAGAUUCCAGUUACCUACCCAACUACAGCUCCAGAAAUUGCGUUACCUGAACUAGAUGGAAAAACUGCCAAAAUGUAUAGGGGUGGUAAAAUAUGUCUAAGUGAUCAUUUUAAACCAUUGUGGGCACGAAAUGUACCCAAAUUUGGUAUAGGGCAUGCAAUGGCUUUAGGGCUUGGACCCUGGUUGGCAGUAGAAAUUCCAGAUUUAAUAUCUAAAGGAGUAAUAUCUUACAAAGAAAAGUCAGAAAAAUAA
Psylliodes chrysocephalus is the source of this 504-nucleotide messenger RNA. NCBI's taxonomy places the organism in Eukaryota, Metazoa, Arthropoda, Insecta, Coleoptera, Chrysomelidae. The record is from the annotation of a GenBank genome assembly.